ACGCUCAGUUGCAAAGCAGCGCCACGCGAGUGCAGUACGCCGUCGAGCCAAAGCCAAAGGAGAUAGAAAGUCAAAAUCGUUUCACUGUUUCACUGUUGUUGGUGCUUUGGUUUUCAGAGUUGGUGACGAAAUAAAUGAAAUAGUAGUAUUUAUGUUUAGCCAGUGAAAAUUGAGUGGAAUAGUAUUUCACAUUUCACAUUUCACAUAAACAAGUUUCACAAAUAAACAAUAAAUCACUCGCUUAAUUAAUUAUAACUAACGGACAUCUGCGGACUUUGGCAACCGGUCAGUGAUUAAAUUAAUCUUCAUUGAUGAACGCAGCUGUGAAAGUGUUAAAUGAAUUAGCAAAAAAAAGUGCUUGGAGUGCAAUUCUCUCUAAAUAAAAUAUUAUUUCAAAUUAAAUAAAAUUAUUUGGAAUAAAGCAAAUACAAAUAGAAACAUAAUCACGCAGUUUGCCGCGUGCCAUCACUCCACUCGCCCAAAGCACAACCAAGAAUCGGUUAUGCCCGACACGAAUAAAUUAUUGAAUAAUGGUUAUCUACGCACACCGCACAUCUUCGGUUUAAGCACCGGCAGCACUAUGGAUGACAGCGGUGCGACCACCGCCAUUUCGCCGCUGCUCGAAGACAGCAGCGGCAUUGCCACAACGGCGCUGUCCGACGAAACAUUGCACAGCCUACAACAGAAUAGCAAGAACUUGAAUAACAGUGCAGCGAAUAAUGGGCCACAUGUUAAAUUACCAACGGUAGUGUAUUUAGGCACGGACAGUGGCGGCGGUGGUGUUAGUGGCGCUGUUGCAGGCACUGGCGGUGGCUUAGGUGCGGCUGCAACACGCACCACCCUACAGCGCAAUGUACCCUCACCUUAUCAAAGCACCACAACUCCCAUGCACCACAGCCACCGUAAUCAUGCCAACCAGCAGAGCGAUUGGUUGACGAAGGAGCCGCAGCAGAGACGACGCCUGCUGAUUUUGGCGGUAGCAUUUACCGUGCUCGGCGCUGCGAUCGGCGCAUUGGCGAUCUAUUUUGCGGGCAGUUAUCGUUGCCACUCAUUGACCAUGGCAAGUGUGGGUAGCAGUGUGCAAGCGGCUACUAAAGAUAUAAAACCUCGGCAGCGGGAUGUAUGUCUAACCGAAGAUUGUGUACGAACAGCGGCUUCAUUACUUUCGGCUAUGGAUACGACAGCGGACCCUUGUACGAAUUUUUUCCAAUUCGCUUGUGGCACAUGGAAUAAGAUACAUAUCAUACCAGAAGAUCGAAGUUCCAUAAGUACAUUCGAGGUUCUAUCCGACGAACAGCAGGUAGUACUUAAGGGUGUAUUGGAAGAGUCGAUUAAGGAUGACGACAACAUAGCCACAAUCAAAGCAAAACAGUUCUAUAAAAGCUGUAUGGAUUUACCUCAAAUACGCAAAAUCGGCGAAGGCCGUUUAAUGGAUGUGCUCAAGUCACUCGGCGGUUGGCCGGUGAUAACACCGAAUUGGCAGCCGCCCAACAUGACCAUCGAGCAGUUAAUGGGAAUAUUGCGUGGAGUUUACAGUGAACCAGUGCUGGUCGAACUGUAUGUGGGCGCAGAUGAUAAGAACUCUUCAAUUAACAUACUUCAAAUUGAUCAGCCACAGCUGGCGUUGCCUUCACGCGAUUACUAUCUGAAGCCGAGUAGUGAGAACGAUUUGAAGGCCUACCUCAAGUACAUGACACAAACGGCAAUACUACUCGGCGCGAGUCCGGCGACAGCAGGCAAGGAACUAGACGAGGUGUUGCAAUUCGAAAUCAAGCUGGUGAACGCCUCGCUUCCCGAAGCUGAUCGACACGACACUAGCGCCAUCUACAAUAAAAUCACUUUACCCGAAUUACAACGUCAAGUGCCACAGCUUAACUGGACCGUGUUUCUACAAACAGUCUUAGGGCCCGAUAUUGAAUUGUUGCCGGAUGAGUUGCUCGUCAGCUACGCCAUGCCGUAUCUGGUUGAGAUGGGUAAAAUACUAGAGAAAGCUGACCGACGUGUGGUGCACAACUUUGUCAUUUGGCGUCUGGUGAUGUCCAUAAUGGCACAUAUGAUUGAUGAAUUCCAAAGAGAACGCAUCGAAUUCCGUAAAAUACUUUUGGGCGUGCAAUCGGAACGCAUGCGUUGGUCGCAGUGUGUGGAAUGGACAAAUAAAAAGCUUGGUUUGGCGGUGGGUGCACUUUUCAUACGAGACAAUUUCAAUCAAGAGAGUAAGGACACGGCGCUGGAAAUGAUACACACGCUGAGAGAGGCGUUCAACGAGUUACUGACGGAGAAUCAUUGGAUGGACGACGAAACGCGUGCGGUGGCUAGGGAAAAAGCGAAUGCCAUGAACGAACGCAUUGGUUAUCCGGAAAUUCUCAAUAACGCAACGGAGCUGGCGAAGGAGUACGAAAAUCUCACCAUUGUUCCUGAUAAUUUUAUGGAAAACGUGCUUAACAUACUGAAAUGGGACUCGGAAAAGAACUUACAGUUGCUGCAUCAACCGGUCGAUAAGGAGAAGUGGACAACCGAACCGGCCGUUGUAAAUGCUUUUUAUAACCCCAACAAAAAUGAUAUCGUAUUUCCCGCGGGAAUUUUCCAACCACUGUUUUACAGCAACAAUUAUCCGAAAUCGGUUAAUUACGGUGGAAUUGGCGUGGUGAUCGGACAUGAAAUAACUCACGGAUUUGAUGACAAGGGGCGACAAUUCGACAAAGAUGGCAAUAUGAUGCAGUGGUGGAACAACGCCACCAUCGAAGCCUUUCGCGAACGCACACAAUGCAUCAUCGAUCAGUAUUCCCGUUACAAAAUCGAGGAAGUGGAUAUGUAUGUGAAUGGACGCAUGACGCAAGGUGAAAACAUAGCGGAUAACGGUGGACUUAAGCAGGCUUUUCGAGCCUAUAAAAAAUGGGUUAAACGUCAUGGACCAGAACCGGAGCUACCCGGUCUCAAUCUGACGCACGAUCAACUUUUCUUCUUGAAUUACGCACAAAUCUGGUGCGGUUCAAUGCGGCCCGAAGAUGCAGUCACGAAGAUACGCUCCUCGGUGCACUCACCCGGUUUCAUACGUGUACUCGCGCCGCUCUCGAACUCAAAAGACUUUGCCGAAGCGUACAAAUGCAAACUCGGCUCGCCGAUGAAUCCUGUCGAGAAGUGUAGCGUUUGGUAGAAAGUUCGCUCGCUAUGUAGAAUACAUACAAGUGCAUAAAUGUAGUAUGUAUGUACGUGUAUGUAUAUGUGUAGUAAUGGUAGUGUAAAAACAUUUACUAACUAAUUAAAUAAAUAAACAUACAUACAUACAUAAUUUAUAUUAUACAAAUAAAUAUAUACAUACACACACAUAUAAAGAGAAAAUCAUACAUUAUAAUUAAUUCGAUAUAUUAGCACAGUACAGUUGUAAUAACGCCGAGGCAUACACACAUAGAUGCAUACAUAUAUUGAAAGUAGUUUGUUUAAAAGUAUGGAAUUAGUAUCUAAUGAUGUAAUGAGUUUAUUUUUUAUAAAUGUUUUAAAACAUUUUUUAGCUUCGUUUGUAUACGAGGAUGAAACAAAGAAAAAUAAAUAAAAUAUGCUAAAAUGAAUUGUUAAUUACAAUUAGCAUAAUUAAAGUGCAUAUACAUAUGUAUAUAUUAGGUAAAUAGCAUAUAUAAGUAAACGUCUAAAUGCAUAUAUACACACUCCAUCAAAUAAAUAUACUGAAUCAUUUGCUAAAUUGUACAAUGCAAAUACAUAUAAACAUACAAACAGUUAUAAAAAGCUUAUGAAAGCAAAUACAUACACAUAUACACAUAUAGAAUUUCAAAUAUAGGAAUAGGAAGCAGAAGAAGAAACAAACCAAGCAUUAAAAAAGCAGAUAAAAAUGCUUAUAUAUAAUAUAUAUGUAUACAUACACACCUAUACAUGUAUAUGUGUAAAGAUAAAAAUCGUGCACACAUGUAUACUUAGAAUAUUGAUAAUAAGAAAUGAAAAUAAAUAUAAUACCGUAAAUUUCACAAAA
Molecule: messenger RNA, 3982 nt
Organism: Ceratitis capitata (Mediterranean fruit fly)
Lineage: Eukaryota; Metazoa; Arthropoda; Insecta; Diptera; Tephritidae
Gene: Nep1
Product: neprilysin-1
Exons: 10
Coding region: 503-3154 (883 amino acids)
Biological process (GO): protein processing
Cellular component (GO): plasma membrane
Molecular function (GO): metalloendopeptidase activity
Source: RefSeq, a predicted model, not a curated record